This is a messenger RNA of Lodderomyces margitis, 378 nucleotides long. RefSeq lists its product as uncharacterized. NCBI's taxonomy places the organism in Eukaryota, Fungi, Ascomycota, Pichiomycetes, Serinales, Debaryomycetaceae. The coding region runs from base 1 to 378 and encodes 125 amino acids. The record is from RefSeq and is a predicted model, not a curated record. The transcript has a single exon.
AUGUUUAGAAGAGCAAUUCAUUCGCAAUUACGUCGCACAACCACGACAACUAACUUGAGAUUUGCUAGACAAAUUUCUACCGAUAUUAACAACGGUCAAAAGGGAUUACCAGUAUGGCCAAACAAAGCAUCUGUUAUUAGCGUUUUUGCCAAAGAAGGUCGUAGUUUGGUAGGUUGGUUUAUCGCUCUUACUGGUAUCAUGUUAUGGGGACCAUUGGCACUUGUUGAAUUAUCCGAUGCGGUUGACCAUGUGCCAAAGGACCACACUGCUCAAGUCACUGCUGAAAGAGUCGGUGUCGAUGAGUUCAAGACCGAAGUCGACAUCCCCCAGACAUAUGUUGCCCCAGACAAGGAAGAUGAAGAUGACGAUGACGAAUAG